UUCGGACACCGCCCCCCCCGCCCCCGCCCCCGCCGGACGGUCCAGCCCCGCGCGCCCCCAGCUGCCGCCCCGCGCGCCGUGGGAGUUCCGGGGAGUUCCGCGGAGUUGGUCGGGCCGGGCCGGAGCCGUCGGUCCUGAGCGCUGCCUUCCGCGUUCCGCUGCGGCCCCACCUGGCGCCACCGCCCCGCGCCAUGGCCGGAGCUCCCGGGGCGCAGCGCUGACGGCGGCCGGCGGAGCGCGCCAUGCCCAGCAGGACCAGCCCCAAGAUGGACGGGAGCAGCGGCCGCGUCCGCCUCAAGGCGCAUUACGGAGGGGACAUCUUCAUCACCAGCGUGGACGCCGCCACAACGUUCGAGGAGCUCUGCGAGGAAGUAAGAGACAUGUGCCGUCUGCACCAGCAGCACCCGCUCACCCUCAAGUGGGUGGACAGCGAAGGUGACCCUUGCACGGUGUCCUCCCAGAUGGAGCUGGAAGAGGCUUUCCGCCUGGCCCGUCAGCGCAGGGACGAAGGCCUCAUCAUUCAUGUUUUCCCGAGCACCCCUGAGCAGCCAGGACUGCCGUGUCCAGGAGAAGACAGUGAGUACUGGGGUUUCCUACGCCAGUCUUGCAUGUUACGGGGUUGAACUAUUGAUCCGUUGUGCCGAGGAGGAGGCAGUGGCGCCGUUUUCGGAGGUUCACCCUCAUGGAGCGUCAGGGCACGAGCAGCCAUGGUGACCUCAGCUGCUGCCUGUGCACGUUCUGGCUGACAGCACCGCGUGGCGGGGGCCUCGCUUGGCUGGUUGGUGGCAUGAGAAGUCCGGGGUGCCUUGCUGUCUCCAUGGGAGGGAAAGGCCAGGUGGGACGCUGGACAUUGCUCCCAUGUGGCUGCCUCAGCUCAUGACCACCCCCAGGCCAGUUGUCCUCUCCUCCUGGUCCCUGCUGGCCCCUGAGCUGGAGUGGGGGCUCCCUUCAUUCCACGCUGGCUCCAUCAGGAGGAGAAGAAGGAAAGUGAGUCCUGGGGGUUGUGGCUUCAGAGGGAAGCUUCUGACCUCACUUCCUACCACAUCCCGGAGACUGCUGGGCCCUGAGCAGGUGGCUACGCUGCUCUGGGGCCAUGCAUCCCAUGGCUGUGUUUGAUGGGGUUCCACCCCCACCCUCCAAACCCCACACUGCCUCCAGCGUCCGUGCCAUGCCUUGUUUGUUGUGUGGGCAGGAGAUCCUGGACCGAGGCCGCUGCCUGUCCAGUGCAGGGGACGUGGCUCAGUGCCCUUCAGGCAAGGUGUCCCCAACCCCUGCUGCCAGGGUGCACACCAGGUUGGCCUCAGGCUGGAUGCUGGGUGUCGGCGGUGCCCUGUGUUGGGCAGGAAGCGGAGGUGGAGGCAGAUUCAGGCCAAGAGGGCGAGUGGGCAGUUGGGGUUAGAGUCUCGGCUUCCAGGGAGAAGUGGGGUCGAAUAGAGGUUUGGCAGCACUUAGCGCAGGGGAGGCCCCAGGAGCCACGGGAUUUCCAUGAUCACCCCGGGGAGAGGGUGGCGUGGCAUCCUGGUUUCAAGCCCUCAGCCAACAGGGGUCCCUGAACCGUGGCCGGCAAGGCCGAGGAGACAUCCAGAGGCGGGCCCUGGCAGGAGUGGAGCGGGUGGUCUGGGGCUGGACCUGCCCGGGGGCCGGCAGGAGGAGAUGGGGUAUGGCCGUGGCAGGCAGACACCACCGGGCGGUUUUGGCAGCAUGAGGCAAGUGUGAGGAGGCGGGGGGCGCGUUCCUUUGUUCAGCCCUGGUUGUGGCUCUGGAGAUAGUACCACCUGGGCUGGAGAGAUGGGGACCCUGUGUGUCCCAGUGAGAGGCAGGUGGAAGGGAGAUGACGUGUGACGUCCACGGCCCCGGGCGGGAGUGGCCGGGCAAGGGUGCAGGUUGGAAUUCGGAGGCCAUGUUGA
Chlorocebus sabaeus (green monkey) is the source of this 1907-nucleotide messenger RNA. Lineage: Eukaryota; Metazoa; Chordata; Mammalia; Primates; Cercopithecidae. The record is from RefSeq and is a predicted model, not a curated record.